CUCAAAACACGUGGCACGUGAGUCUGUUAUGAAGCGCUGCAAAGCACUAGUGAUGCUGUGAUCAUCAAUCAAAAAUAAGUGACCAGAAAUUAGUGAAGAUGUGUGUCAAUAAGAACUCUCAAAGUGUCAUUUUAUGACACAUUGUGGUGAACUAGUUAAUUAGAGCAAUUAAGAGUGAAUCAUGUCAAAAACGAGGGACCCCGCGGCUAAAGAGCGUUUGAAAAUUCAGGAUCGUGCUUUGAUUUAUCUCCAAGGAGAAAAUUGGCUCUACGACGACCGUCACUCAGUUUUUUCUUAUGACACGCCAGGAUUAAAUUUGAAUAAAAAUCCGUGGAUCGAGGAAUGGAAUGUGGAAACUGCGAGGAGCCUUUAUCAGCCAUUCCCAUGGCACUGUGAUUAUCCGAAGCCUCUGUUGCCUCCUGCUAGAUUGUCCAGGGGUGUUCUCUGUCAAGAUGAUCCUGGACUAGAUUUCCUCUGGAAAAAGACUUACAUUGCGGAGGAUGUAGAACACAUGGGCAGAUACUUCAAGCGUAAAUUGAAAAAUUUGGAUUUGAGCGUGAAAGAUAUAGAAUUCAAAACUGCAGGAUCGAUAUCUACAACGGCUCUACCCAGAUUCGUAGCAGAUCUAUCAGAACUGAUGGGCAUGGAUCCAGACCCUGAGUUCAAGGGGAAAUAUAAUUACUAUUUCAGUGGAGGGUCUCUCACCAACAUCAAGAUGAAUAACGAGAAUAUUCUGGUAUUCCCAUACAUGGAGGAGCUGAUAGCUGCACCUCUGGUCUACCGAGAGACCUCCGUCUGGAAACCGAAUCUCAAGAGAGCAGCCAAAUGUGAGCUUGAGGCGCAGGUGUUCGAGUUGAAACAAGCUGCCUCUGACUGUGGCUAUCAGGUGAUGGCGAGGAUUAAAAAUUCGUGUGAAUUCUUCACUGUCACUCAGAAAGGAGACAAGUUGAGGUUGAUGAGCAAGCACAAGUAUAAAUGCUCAGUUCCACUCAUAUCCGCAGAUAUGAAUCCAUUCGAUCUCAAACAGUUUUGCACUGUUAAUAUUAAGGGCACUAUAGCACUUCGUGAUUUGGAGACAACGAAGAAGAUGUUGAGGGCUGGAUUGACGAGAACAACGAUGGAGGAUAAAUGGAGAAGUAUUAAAUUCCAAAAGUGGAAGCCUCAUAUUGUCACCCUGGCUGACAGAUCAUCUAUCCAUUACCUGGACGUGAGGUACUCCAUGAACAAGCCUGUGCUCACCAUGCAUCCAAAGCCCUACAUGAACGAUCACGAGUGGAUAUCCCUGGAAAUACCCAGUAAUAACGAGGCAUGCCACUACAUUGGUACUUACCAGAGCCUAUUAAUGCUUGACAGUAGACAUCCAGAGGGCCCUGUUCGGCAGAAAUGGACCCAUCAGCUCCAAAGUGCGCCAAUAACAGCCAAUAUUCUCUCCCACAGUGGCAGGGAGGUCGUUACAUUAGCAACACAACUCCCUGGUGACGUAAAAAUAAUAUUAAAUACCUGGGAAGAUUCUGACGAGCCCCACAGCUUUCACCUGCCCUACGCGCCACCAAGUGUACUCGAUACAUUGAGAGAGUGUCAUCUAUUAGGGAAGUGCCUGGAUCCAUUGAUGAGGACGAGACUGAAGCUGUCCACUGCUGGGUCGCAAUUGAUUCAGGACGAGUCUCAGAAUAUUUACCUUUUCACGCAAAAUUCCAUCGGUGAUAUUUUCUACCAAGGUCUCAAUUACGAAGAAGUGUUGGAUAAGAAUUCUUACGUGAAUACAAAUGCUUAUUAUGCGUUGGAGGUCUGGGAGAAAAGAAUGUUGGCGCAGAAUUUUGUAGCACCUCUGGUUCUCUCCGAUCAAUCGAACAUGGGAGAAGUAUUCCAAGCAUUCACGAAUAAAGACCUGAAGUACCAGGAGCCAGUGAGGAAGAUCUGGAAGGAUAGGGAAAGAUCACCUCGUCGUAAACGACGUAGAGAAGUGAAGAAGAAAAGCAAAACUAAGGAAGAGGAAGAGCCGGCACCCAGUUGGAAGCAUUCGAUAAGGCGAUUGAGUCAAUACACUGACCGACUUGCACCUGCACUCCUAGAAAUUUGGGAGGUUACUGGGCAGAAGGAUCGAGGGCCUCAGGCUGGCUCCACCGAGAAGGUGCUCAGUUGGCUGCAGUACUCAGAAGAUGGAGUUCAAGAGCCUCCAUUGAGCCAAGGGACCUUAAGAGAGGAGGAUGAUGACUGUGUGUUGACUCCAGUGUUCAGUCAAGAGCUGAUCAGUGUGUCGCAGCAGCAGGAGCCUCGAGAUUAUUUUGAAGAUGCUGAUGUGAAGAUUGAGCAUCCAGGGGUUAUCGAGGAUGGGUUCACACAUGAAGAUUAUCUACCUCUUGAGAGACCCAAACGAACAGAGGGGGUUAACAAACGAAAGGAGACGAAGAGAAGAAACAAUUUCACUGUUGGGUUUUAGUUAAUUGUUUAUUUGUUAUGAAUUCAUGUCAGCGGUCUCCGUCGACAUGUUUUCUUGCGAAUUGAAAGUAUUAAAAUUUUUUCAUUAAUUUUAAUGAAAUGGUCAGAAUGCGACUGUUUGAAAAUACGAGUUUCAAGAAAAAGAAGAGGAACAAUUUUAGUUGAUUGCUAAUACUAUUUUCUGCUGCUGUUCUUCAUGAAUUGAUGGCAGUAGCCUCCAUCAAUAUUUUCUUGAUGAGUUCACUUCAUUGAAUUACAUGUUGUAAAUAAGAAAUGAAAAUAUCCGCAUCUCUCAACUGAUUUUUAAUAAAAUGUUUCGAGUACGAUUUUUAUAAACACAAGAUUGAAUUUGUCACGAUUCGGGUAUUAAAUAUAUAAUUCAUCGAAAUUAGUACCUAAUGAGAACGCAAGAAUGAGGGAGACCAUCGUGACGUGAGGGCCUUAGUGCUCUCCAAUUGGGCUUUGUGACUCUCAUCCUCCUGCAUCUGCUGCAAUAACUUGCGCUGGUUCUCCCUGAAUGCAGCGAGGGGAUCAUCGAAUUGUCUGUAGUAGUUUAGCACCUCUCUGACGUCAUCGACGUUUGUGGCAUGUAUUGUUUUUAAGAAUGCUGCUAAAUCGUAGAGUGUCGUGUCGUCGUCGUUGCCACUCCAUCUGGGGAUUUUCAAGGCAUUCUCUGGGUGGAGUUUUAUGCUGUUGGAAUUCCAGUCUAUGACGAUUACUUUACUGAGAUCACGGUUGAGGGCAUCUAGGUCUUUUACGUGAUGACCGUCUAUAAAUCUUGUGGCAUCACGAACUAGUCUGUACAUUAUGUAGCCUUGGGGGUCCAGUGAAUCCAAGAUGGGAAAGACAGUCUGUGGAAUUAGUAAAAUAAAAGGCGAAUUAACGAAUUGUUCUGAUAAUUGGGGGUUGUAAAUGUG
Molecule: messenger RNA, 3356 nt
Organism: Diachasma alloeum
Lineage: Eukaryota; Metazoa; Arthropoda; Insecta; Hymenoptera; Braconidae
Gene: TAF1C-like
Exons: 5
Coding region: 182-2440 (752 amino acids)
Source: RefSeq, a predicted model, not a curated record